AUGUCGUCUUCCGGUGAUGAUAGCGAUGCCUUUUUUGCUCUCUACCGAUACACGCCAUCUCUCGAGGCAGCGGCACUAACAGGAAUGCUUUUUUCGAUCUUGUCGCUAGCUCAUAUGGCCAAGCUCUGGAGUACCAAGUCAUUUUAUUUUGUACCCUUUACCAUUGGGGGUAUCUUCGAGGCUGUAGGGUAUUUCGGUCGAAUCUGGUCACACUUUGACAAGAAUGCCAUUGGCGGAUACGUGAUGCAGUCGCUGCUCAUCCUCGUAGCACCAGCCUUGUUCGCCGCUUCCGUGUACAUGAUCCUCGGCCGAACGAUGCGAGCUCUUCACGCAGAGCACCACUCUAUCAUACCCAUCCAGUGGCUCACCAAGCUGUUCGUCAUUGGCGACGUUGUGUCCUUUUUUGCUCAGGGCGGCGGUGGAGGAAUCCAGGCAGCAGGCACCUUGGAACUGUACGAGCUGGGAGAAAAGAUUAUUCUCGUCGGCCUGUUUGUCCAAAUCGUCAUGUUUGGCAUCUUCAUCGUCUGCGCCAUUGUCUUUCACCGGCGUGUGGUUCUGCGCCCAACCACAGAGGCAAGGGAGGGCGGCAUCCAGUGGAAGAGUUACAUGUGGGCUCUCUACUGCGUGAGCUGCCUCAUCAUGGUGCGCAGUGCCUUUCGCGUGGUAGAAUAUGCACAAGGAAACGCGGGAUUCCUUGUUCGGCGUGAAUACUUCUUGUAUCUCUUUGAUGCAGCGUUGAUGCUCGUCACGAUGGGAACGUUUUUGGUACAAUACGUGGAUGACCUGAACCCAGCAUCGCGAAAAUUCUCAACAAUUGUGAUGGAGGAUCUAGGACAAUAA
Messenger RNA from Pestalotiopsis fici W106-1, 840 nucleotides. RefSeq lists its product as uncharacterized. Bases 1 to 840 code for a protein of 279 amino acids. The record is from RefSeq and is a predicted model, not a curated record. NCBI's taxonomy places the organism in Eukaryota, Fungi, Ascomycota, Sordariomycetes, Amphisphaeriales, Sporocadaceae. Gene Ontology annotation, cellular component: membrane. The transcript has 2 exons.